Carassius gibelio (silver crucian carp) is the source of this 1537-nucleotide messenger RNA. RefSeq names its product WAP four-disulfide core domain protein 1-like. Gene Ontology annotation, cellular component: extracellular region. Lineage: Eukaryota; Metazoa; Chordata; Actinopteri; Cypriniformes; Cyprinidae. The record is from RefSeq and is a predicted model, not a curated record. Bases 274 to 915 code for a protein of 213 amino acids. Gene Ontology annotation, molecular function: peptidase inhibitor activity. Gene Ontology annotation, biological process: regulation of cell growth. The transcript is spliced from 7 exons.
CGUGUCAGUAGACAUAUUUAACCCUCUCCUUAGAAUAACUUCUCCUUUUGUAGUGUUCUUUAUGUGUUUUUUAUGCAGCUUUUUUCCUCUUUAUGGCUCUGGAAACUCUCCUGUAAAGGAAUUAUUGGAACUACAAAAGGACAGAGACAACUUAAGCAACAUAUACAUGCUUGAGGAAGCCACAACAUAAGAAGCUCCAACGGGGCCAACUUCAAAAGUCUGAGGAUUACUGGGAGAGAAGAAGAAGGGCAACCAGCCUGAAAGAGCGGGACCAUGCCAGGCGGUCAGAUCCGGACUGGGUUUGUGCCAGUUCUGCUGCUCUCUUUCUUUCUGCUGUUGGCUUCUUGUUCAGGGAAUGCACGCAUGAUCGGGAAGAGGGGACUCAACCAGAAGGACUAUGAGUACCCCAACCAUCCUCAGCACCAGAAGAACGACCGCUGUCCUCCUCCACCGCAGAUGCUGCCCGAGCGAGCCUGUGAGGUGCCGGGCUGCCGGUCCGAUUCUGAGUGUGAGAGACACAAGCGGUGCUGUUACAACGGCUGCAUCUACGCCUGCCUGGAGUCAGUGCAACCUCCACCCGUGCUGGACUGGUUGGUGCAGCCCAAGCCACGGUGGUUAGGAGGGAACGGUUGGCUAUUAGAUGGACCAGAAGAGGUUCUGCAGGGUGAGGCCUGCAGCACCACAGAGGAUGGAGAUGAGCCUUUGCUCUGCCCAACUGGUUACGAGUGCCACAUCAUCAACCUGGGAAACCCCUCGGCUGGGAUCCCAAACCGAGGCCAGUGCAUCAAACAGCGUGGAAACUCAGAUGGACGUAGCCUGAGACACAAGUCAUUCAAAGAUUACAAGGAUUAUUUAGGAAGUAACUCCAACAAUGCAGCGAGCUAUGAGAAACAACAGCACAAGCAUGUGGGCUGAGACAGGUGACUGAAAGUUGGUUCCAUUUUAGAGGACUGAAGUAAUUAGUAACCGCUGACCCUUAUACUUGAAGCCCAACCAUCAAAUCCAACAGGAGUGCCAAAGGCCUUUCUCUUCAUCUCAAACCAGAGAUCGGUUCAUAUCUGGUGCUCUUUUUCUUAGGUGCUAAAAUGUGGAGUGACAGAAAUGCAAAGCUAAAAUUUCCUACCUCUUAUAAAAGCCAAAAAGAGACCACAGAAAGUAUCAAAGAACUUAUACAAUAACAUGUCUUAUAUGCAUAUUAAAAAGCAGAAUUAACUAUGUGAGUUGUGUUAAAGGAAGAUACCACCCAAUUAUGUUUCCCCUUUGAAGUUUUUUAUUUUUUCAAAUAUCAUGUGUUCAUGUGUUGCUUCAACUAGUUCACCUUUACCAAGCAACAGUUAAAAUCCAGAUGUGCUCUAACACUAAAAGAGACUUGUUUUUUGUAUGGUGCUCCAUUCAAUAACCGUGGUUUUUUGUUGUUGUUUUGUUUGUUGUCAUUGUGCAGUUCUGUGUUUUACUCUCCUGAAAAGUGGGACAAACCACAAUAAAGCUUUCAAUAAAGCAACACAUUUUAAACUGAUGCUGCAUUUACUGCCUUGUA